UCCACCAGCCCAGUCCCCCAAGUCCCGUCCCUGACCCCCCGCUGUCUUCAGAACCAGUCGCGCCCUGAGUCCCAUCACGGCGUCCGGAUGCGCCCUCCUCCUCCAGCCCCCGUGCUCCCUCCAGCUCCGCACUCUUCCCCGCCUCCCUGCCCGUGCCCGUCCAGUGCCGCCCGGUCCGGAUCCCGGCCGCCCCUCAGCCAAUCCGCACUCGGACUCCAUUCCCUCGGGGAGGUCCCCGCCCAGGUUUCGCCCCCACCUCCCAAUCCGUCCACCCGGCCCUCGGAGCUCAGGCGGGACUCAAACCCAGGUGGCUGGGCCGUACAGUGAAGGAGAAAAUGUCUUCGAAAUUUAAAAAUGCAAAACGAAUUGAAGGCCUUGAUAGUAAUGUGUGGAUUGAAUUUACCAAGUUGGCUGCAGACCCUUCUGUUGUGAAUCUUGGCCAAGGCCUUCCAGAUAUAUCCCCUCCUCUAUAUGUGAAGGAAGAAUUAUCAAAGAUUGCAGCAGUUGAUAGCCUGAAUCAGUAUACACGGGGCUUUGGUCAUCCACCACUUGUGAAAGCUCUAUCCUGCUUAUAUGAAAAGUUGUAUCAAAAGCAGAUCGAUCCAAAUAAAGAAAUCCUUGUGACAGUAGGAGCAUAUGGCUCUCUCUUUAAUACCAUUCAAGGAUUAAUUGAUGAGGGGGAUGAAGUCAUAAUAAUCGUGCCUUUCUAUGACUGCUAUGAGCCCAUGGUGAAAAUGGUUGGAGCAACCCCUGUUUAUAUUUCUUUAAGAUCUAAACCUGUUGAUGGGAGAAAAUGGUCUAGUUCUGACUGGACAUUGGAUCCCAAAGAACUGGCAAGUAAAUUCAACUCCAAAACCAAAGCUAUUAUACUAAAUACUCCACAUAACCCCAUUGGCAAAGUGUACACCAAAGAAGAACUCCAGCUAAUUGCUGACCUUUGCAUCAAAUAUGACACACUCUGCAUCAGUGAUGAGGUUUAUGAAUGGCUUGUAUAUUCUGGAAAUAAGCAUCUAAAAAUAGCCACUUUUCCAGGUAUGUGGGAGAGAACAAUAACCAUAGGAAGUGCUGGAAAGACUUUCAGUGUAACUGGCUGGAAGCUCGGCUGGUCCAUUGGUCCAUAUCAUUUAAUUAAACAUUUACAGACAGUUCAACAAAACAGCCUCUAUACCUGUGCAACUCCUUUACAGGAAGCCUUGGCUCAAGCCUUUUGGACUGAUAUGAAGCGCAUGGAUGACCCAGAGUGUUACUUUAAUUCUUUGCCAAAAGAGUUGGAAGCAAAAAGAGAUCGGAUGGCACAUCUACUUGAAAGUGUUGGCCUAAAACCUGUAGUUCCUGAUGGAGGCUACUUCAUCAUUGCUGACGUGUCUUUGCUAGAUGCAGACCUUUCUGAUAUGAAGAACAGCAAUGAACCUUAUGACUAUAAAUUUGUGAAAUGGAUGACUAAAAAUAAGAAACUCUCAGCCAUCCCAGUUUCAGCAUUCUGUAACAAAGAGACCAAAUUACAAUUUGAGAAGUUUGUGCGAUUUUGCUUUAUUAAAAAAGACAGUACACUAGAUGCUGCUGAAGAAAUCAUCAAGGCAUGGAGUAGACAGAAGUCUUGAUAACUGCAAACUGCUUUACUAUUUCUAUUAGAUGACCUAGAAUUGUAUUAGUACUGCCACUCACUGGAUAUUGCAAAAACAAACAUUUUAAUACAAAUAAAAUUUAAAGAAAUA
Pipistrellus kuhlii (Kuhl's pipistrelle) is the source of this 1715-nucleotide messenger RNA. RefSeq names its product kynurenine aminotransferase 3 (gene KYAT3). Gene Ontology annotation, cellular component: mitochondrion; cytoplasm. NCBI's taxonomy places the organism in Eukaryota, Metazoa, Chordata, Mammalia, Chiroptera, Vespertilionidae. Gene Ontology annotation, molecular function: L-kynurenine:2-oxoglutarate transaminase activity; pyridoxal phosphate binding. Gene Ontology annotation, biological process: biosynthetic process. The transcript has 13 exons. The coding region runs from base 336 to 1601 and encodes 421 amino acids. The record is from RefSeq and is a predicted model, not a curated record.